Eriocheir sinensis (Chinese mitten crab) is the source of this 4929-nucleotide messenger RNA. RefSeq names its product creatinase-like. The transcript has 11 exons. The coding region runs from base 496 to 1947 and encodes 483 amino acids. Lineage: Eukaryota; Metazoa; Arthropoda; Malacostraca; Decapoda; Varunidae. The record is from RefSeq and is a predicted model, not a curated record.
ACGACGCGGCCAUCAUACGUCUGGCGGCAGUGUACCAGCUCCCAGCCGCGCACCGCGGCCGCUCAUUUUGCUGGGUCAGCAGUUUUUCAACCUCCAUUGCGAGUCCUCCGAUGUCAGCCCAUCCCUCACCUCUCACCGCCGCUGUGGCCGCGGCCGAGGUUUCCUGACGCGCCUACAACGACUGCACGUCACCCAAGGCAUCACAAGCCGUCGCCCUCUCCACUACAUCAGCUGACUAAUCUUGGCCGCAGACUUCGUUCACCCCCGGGUUCGUCUGCAUACUUACAACCCACUCAAGGUUCAAGGACACCCUCACCGGCAUCCCCUCGCACCGGCCGCAGUAUUACAGGCUCAAACAUCUCAUUCCAGGCAAAACUCAAAAAGACAACCAACCGAAAAAAAAUCAUAAAACACAGAAAAAACACCAAAUAAAACAAGCAAACCGCCCAGAAAGAAACUUAAAACCAAACGAAAACCAAAACAACUGACCUCACAAUGUUGGCAUCGGGGCUGAGGUCGCGGUCUGUUUGCUGGCUGGCGGGAAACAUCGGCAAGAGGAAGAGCAGCAGCAGCAAUAGUGGGUGCACGUGGCAAUACACUGGUGCCAGGAGUGGGAUGCGGGGCGCGUGGUACAACAUUGGUGGCAGCGGUGGGAUCCAGGGCGCGGUGGAGGAGGCGUCGGGGAGGUGUGGAAGGCGAGCAUCGAGCAACAACGUGGAUACCUUCAGAGACACGGCCACUCUUCGGAUGCCUAAUGGAGAGAAGCAAAGCCCGGGACUGUUUAGCAAGGAGGAGGUGGAGGGCAGAAUCACCCGCUUGCGUCACUACAUGGAGGAAGAGGGGCUGGCCGCCUGUAUCUUCACCUCCAUACAUAACAUUAACUACUAUACAGGUGGGUUCGUCUACUGCUCCUUCGGUCGGCCAUAUGGACUGGUGGUGACGCCGGAGAAGCACGUCACCAUUUCGGCCCUGAUAGACGCCGGACAGCCCUGGCGCCGCUCCCCCCAGGGCAACAUCAUAUACACCGACUGGCAGCGAGACAACUUCUUCCGAGCGGUGGCCGAAGAGGUGGGCGUGGCCAAGGGCGCCGUGGGGGUUGAGGAUGACCACUUGACCCUUGAGAGGCGCAACAAGCUGACCCAACACCUUCCCGGCAGCCCCGCCCUCGCUGAUGUGUCCCAGGCUGCCAUGAGGAUGAGGAUGGUGAAGAGCAAGGAGGAGAUAGCUGUGAUAAAGAACAGCACGGCUACAGCAGACAUCGGGGGCUGGGCGUGUGUGGAGGCGCUGGGCGAGGGAGUGCCGGAGUACGAGGUGGCUCUGGCGGGCACCCGAGCCAUGGUCCGACGCCUCGCUGAGAUCUACCCCGACAGCGACCUCAUGGACACGUGGGUGUGGUUCCAGUCGGGCAUCAACACAGACGGCGCCCACAACCCCGUCACCACACGCAGGGUACAGCAGGGCGACAUCCUCUCCCUCAACUGUUUCCCGAUGCCACAGGGGUACUACACAGCGCUCGAGAGGACCUGGUUCCUGGGCCACUGCAGCGACGCCCACCUCAAGGUCUGGGAGGGCAACGUGGCAGUCCACAAGAGGGGCCUUGAGCUCAUCCGUCCCGGCGCCAAGUGCUCGGAGAUCGCCCAGGAGCUGAAUGAGUUGUUCGCCCAGCUUGGCCUGCUCAAGUACCGCAUGUUCGGCUACGGGCAUUCCUUUGGGGUGCUGUCCCACUACUACGGCAGGGAGGCAGGCCUGGAACUACGCGAGGACAUCGAGACAGUGCUGCAGCCGGGCAUGGUGGUGUCAAUGGAGCCUAUGGUCACUAUCCCCGAGGGUCAGCCUGGGGCGGGGGGCUACCGGGAGCAUGACGUCCUGGUGAUCAACGAAGAUGGGACUGUUGACAAUAUUACUGGCUUUCCCUUCGGCCCAGAGCACAAUAUUUUUAAGAAGUAAGAUCGGACCAGUGAGUGAUUAACAAGGAUGACAAUAUUACUGGUUUCCCUUGAGCACAGAACACAAUAGUUUUAAGGAAUGGAGUAAUGAGGAUAAAACGUAGGAUAAUAUUUUCUUGAGGUCCGGAACACAAUAUUUUUAAGAAGUAAGAUCGGACCAGUGACUGAUCAACAAGGAUGACAAUAUUACUGGUUUCCCUUGAGCACAGAACACAGUAGUUUUAAGUAAUGGAGUAAUGAGGAUAAAACUGAGGAUAAUAUUUUCUUGAGGUCCAAAACACAAUAUUUUUAAGAAGUAAGGAGAGACCAUUGAAUGAUUAACAAGGAUGAGAAUAUUACUUGUUUCCCUUGAGCACAGAACACAAUAGUUUUAAGAAGUGAUGAGUAAUGAGGAUAAAACUUAGGAUAAUAUUUUCUUUGGGUCCAGAACACAAUAUUUUUAAGAAGUAAGGAGAGACCAUUGAAUGAUUAACAAGGAUGACAAUAUUACUUGUUUCCCUUGAGCACAGAACACAAUAGUUUUAAGAAAUGGAGUAAUGAGGAUAAAACUGAGGAUAAUAUUUUCUUUGGGUCCGGAACACAAUAUUUUUAAGAAGUAAGAUCGGACCAGUGAGUGAUUAACAAGGAUGAGAAUAUUACUGGUUUCCCUUGAGCACAGAACACAAUAGUUUUAAGUGAUGGAGUAAUGAGGAUAAAACUUAGGAUAAUAUUUUCUUGAGGUCCGGAACACAAUAUUUUUAAGAAGUAAGGACGCACCAUUGAAUGAUUAACAAGGAUGAGAAUAUUACUGGUUUCCCUUGAGCACAGAACACAAUAGUUUUAAGAAAUGGAGUAAUGAGGAUAAAACUUAGGAUAAUAUUUUCUUUGGGUCCGGAACACAAUAUUUUUCAGAAGUAAGAUCGGACCAGUGACUGAUCAACAAGGAUGACAAUAUUACUGGCUUCCCUUGAGACGAGAGCAUGAUAGUUUUAAGAAGUAACAAACAAGAAUACCACUAAUGAUAAUAUAACCAGCGUUCCCUUCCAUAACCUUAUUUUACGGAGGUCAGUUUGGUUUCGCCUUUACGCCGUUUCCCUUACUGUAAAAACUUGAAAAAAAAUAAAAUCAAUAAAACACAAUACACUUCGUUUCCCUGUCAUGUUGUUCUUAGAGUGUUAAGAGUUGCAGUGUACAGUAGAUAUCGAAUUAAAAAGUAUUAGUAAUGUUUAAAAAGGGCUAUUUGGCUGAGAAUUAUGUUUUUAUGAGUCUUGGAAAAUUUACUGAUGGAGAAAUGAGUUUAUCGUAUUGGUAGUGUUUUUUGGUAGGGCAACAUGACAUAGAUACCCUUUCUUUCUUUUUACAAUCGGCCCUGCGCCUUUUUCACCCUCCCUCUUCACUCUCCUUCAUGCUCCCCUCCACCUUUCUCCUUUUAUCUCCUUCCCACUCACGGCCUCCACUUUCCUACACUCCCCUAAAGUGGCUAUUACACUGGGCAUAUUUUCCAUGGAUCUUCAGUCAAACCACGAUUUCCGCUAGCGUGGUCCUCAAUUGUUUCUUGUUAUUGCUGCUGAUGAAGAUGGUGAGUAAUACCGUCGUCCUUCAGUGAAAUCUACCAUAGCUUUGGAAGAUCGCGGACACGUCAGAAAAACACGGAAAUAUGAGAACGAUGCCAGCGGAAAUCGUGGUUUGACUGAAGAUCCACGGAAAAUUUGCCCAGUGUAAUAGACCCUUUACUCCCAUACAUCCUUCUCCCUUCACCUCUAUCUCCAUGCAUGAGUGAGUGUGUACAAGGAAACUAAGGGUACUGUUGGGUGUGUUUAUAUAUAUCUUAAUACACGGUUUCCUUUACUGUAAAAAAAACUAUAUAAUUGGUUUCACUGUUAUGUGGUUUUCUGGUAAGGCAACUGAUUAUGUACCUAAAAAUAUUAAAAGGUAGUAUCUGGUGUGUUUAUAUAUAUCUUAAUACACAGUUUCCUUUACUGUAAAAAAACUAAAUACUUGGUUUCAUUGUUAUGUGGUUUUCUGGUAAGGUAACUAUGUACCUAAAAAUAUCAAGGGUAGUAUUUGGUAUAUUUAUAUAAUCUUCAUAAAAUACAUACUACAUAUUCAGAUUAGUAUAAUGGUAUGAGUAUAAUCUUCAUCAAAUACAAACUUCGGCCGCCUCUUUAGAUUAUUUUUUAGGAGCAGCGAGUAGCGGGCUUUUUCUUUAAUAUUGUUUCCUUUUUUGUGUGCCCUUGAGCUGUCUCCUUUGUAGUAAAAAAAAAUAAAAAAUAAAAAUAAAUCAUUGAAAACAGUAUGAUAGUAUAAAAUAAUAUAUCAUCUUCAUAACACACAAACUAUAUAUAUAUACCUCAUUCAAAAGUUAUCACAUCAUUAUUUACAUUUUUAUUAGAGUAGAAAUUAUUGCACCAAGCCAUAAUUAUUCACUACAGAUAUAAUUAUUGUGUGAAUCCUGCUUCUGUAACGGUUUUGGAUUGCAUGUGAAGAGAUUGUUAUGUGAGAGACUUCCAAACAAUGACAUUUCUAUAGUAGUUUUGGAAUGCAUGUGAAGAGACUGCUGUGAGAGACUUCCAAACAAUGACAUUUCUAUAGUAGUUUUGGAAGGCAUGUGAAGAGACUGCUGUGAGAGACUUCCAAACAAUGACAUUUCUAUAGUAGUUUUGGAAUGCAUGUGAAGAGACUGCUGUGAGAGACUUCCAAACAAUGACAUUUCUAUAAUAGUUUUGGAAUGCAUGUGAAGAGAUUGUUAUGAGAGACUUCCAAACAAUGACAUUUCUAUAAUAGUUUUGGAAUGCAUGUGAAGAGACAGCUGUGAGAGACUUCCAAACAAUGACAUUUCUAUAGUAGUUCUGCAAGGCACCUGAGAUUAUUUGUGAGGGAGACUUUCAACCAACAGCAGACACAACACUAAGGUCCCUAUUCUUAACCCCUUGACUGUGGAUUUCCUAGAAGAAGCCAUCACCAGCUACAGGAGUGGAACAAAAAGUGGCUGCUACAAUUCAUU